Messenger RNA from Salvia miltiorrhiza (redroot sage), 2182 nucleotides. RefSeq lists its product as uncharacterized. The record is from RefSeq and is a predicted model, not a curated record. The transcript is spliced from 3 exons. The coding region runs from base 819 to 2030 and encodes 403 amino acids. Lineage: Eukaryota; Viridiplantae; Streptophyta; Magnoliopsida; Lamiales; Lamiaceae.
AUUGUUGGUGACCUUUUUCAUGACUCGCGAAUUUGAAAACCAUCUCCUUCUCUUGUGCUUCGUCCGAUUCUCGAAAGGCAUGUUAGGGUUUAGUUUUUUUUUUUGGGCAAUGUUUACGUUGUUCUUCACUGGUGAUUUUUGGUUCAGACCCAAAUAUAAUGAGGUUAAUUCUUCCUCUUUAGCCGUUUUGUUAUUAUUGCAUGCUUAUGGAGAAUUUUAUUGCUCUCAAUACUCUGAUUAUUUCGUCGAACAAUUGCUGCUAUCUUCACACUUCAUUUGAAUCGCUGCUAUUUAUUCUCCAGACCCAAUUGCUGCAUUUGAAUCGCUGCAUUUGAAUAUUUUCAUUUGAAUCGCUGCUAUUUAUUCCCAUUUGAAUCGCUGCUAUUUCCUCGAACAAUUGCUGCUAUUUAUUAUUACAGACCCAAAUCGCUGCUAUUUAUUCUUAUUUAAGUUUUUUCUUCGAACAAUUGCAGUUUAAGGGUUGCGUCGUUCAUCUCUGGAGAGUAACACUUGAGCCCUUUCGCACGAGCAUUCUGUUUGAUUAAGGUACGAUUUGUUAAACUGGAACUCAUAAACUGUAGUUUCUAUGUGCAAUUUCAUGGACUUCUGGAACCAUAUACGGUGUAUCCUGCAAUUAACCUUCGCUAUAUCUUGUUUACAGUCCUCGAUUUGUGUUUGCUUUGACAUCGUUUCCUUGUAUCUGCUAUCGAUGGUCUAUUUUCUGAAAUUUUGAUGAUGCUCGAGAUAUGCACUCAUAGUCCUUGACUUGUUAUUUAUUUGCAGCCACAUAUUUUGCUUGUUGUUGGUUGAGAAUAACCAUGCCGACUGAGGAUGAUACCGUUGUGUGUUUAUACCUGUUGAUGGAAGAGAUUUUGUUGGAAAACAUAAUUCUUGUUUUGGUAGCAUAUCACAUCAUGGUUAUGUCAAGAUCGCGUAAACGAAAAAGAAAUAAUAGGCCAGCAGCUUUUAGUUUUAUAGAGCGUAUUCCUGAUCAGGUUACGCACAUGAGUAGGCUGGUAGAUGUUAGCGAUAUUGAUUGCAUAGCAAACUUACGCAUGGAUCGCAACACUUUCGGUAGGCUUUGUGUGGUGUUACGUGAGCUAGGUGGGUUAUCUGAUGGGAGGUAUAUUAAGGUUGAAGAACAAAUAGCCAUGUUUUUGUCCAUCUUAGCGCACCACAAAAAAAAUAAAGUUGUUAGGUUUGAUUUCUGGCGUUCCGGCCAAACGGUUUCAAAGUUUGUUCAUCUUGUACUAAAGGCAAUUUUAAAAUUGCACACGGUGUUACUUGUGAAACCGGUUCCCGUUUCAGCCGAUUGCACGGACAAUAGGUGGCGAUGGUUCAAGUGUUGUUUAGGUGCUCUCGAUGGCACUUACAUCAAUGUCAAGGUCAGCAAUGCUGACCAGCCGAGGUACCGAACCCGGAAAGGUCAGAUUUCUACAAACACACUUGCGGUUUGUGACCGAAAUAUGAAAUUCGUCUACGUUUUGCCUGGUUGGGAAGGCUCGGCAGCGGAUUCAAGAAUUUUACGCGAUGCACUGACACGUGUAAACGGCUUGAGGGUGCCAAAGGGUAAUUACUACCUUUGCGAUAACGGGUACGCGAACAGUGAUGGAUUUCUAGCUCCAUACAAGGGGAUUCGGUAUCAUUUAAAGGAAUGGGGGGCAAAUGCAGCAAGGCCACAAAAUCAACUGGAAUUGUUCAAGUUACGGCAUUCAAAUGCACGGAACGUGAUAGAACGUGCCUUCGGGAUCCUGAAAAUGCGAUGGGGGCUAUUGAGAAGCAAUUCUUUCUAUCCUGUCAAGACUCAGAACCGUUUGAUCAUGGCCUGUUUCAUUUUGAACAACUACAUUCGAGGAGAAAUGCCCAACGACCCUAUCGAGCAAGAGUUUGACAUUGCAACUUCGAACCCUGAGGAAGAUGCAGAGGGUGACUGUGAGUAUAUAGACGGGGUAGAGUCUACACCACAAUGGAAUGCACUAAGGGAUGCAAUUGCAGGCGACAUGUGGCAAAGCUAUAUAAACAUGGAUUGACUUGAUAAUGUUUGUGUAGAAUUAUUUAAAACUUGUGGUUAUAUGUGCAUUAGUUUUGGAUGUGAUUUAGAGGUGCUUUGGGGAGAACUUGCUGCUCCAUCUUGAUGUUUGACAUCAUUUUUGUGAACUUAUUGUGGCCUGAAUAUGUAUGC